AUGGAGGUGGCGGUAGUGGUAGUGGUGGAAGGGUGUGGCAAUGGCGAUGAUGGAAGGCGGUGGAAGGCGAUUGCGGUGGUGGUGGUGGUGGAAGGCAAUGGAGGUGGUGACGGCGGUGGAAGGCGGUGGUGGUGGAAGGCAGUGGCGAUGGAAGGCGGUAGAGGGGUAGUGGGGGUGAAAGGCGGUAGUGGUGGUGAAAGACGGUGGCUGGUUGUGGAAAGUGGUACAUGUGUGCAUGUGGUGAGCGGCGGUGGUGGUGGAAAGUGGUGGCGGUGGUGGAAGGUGAUAACGGUGGUAGUGGUGGGGGUGGUGAAAAGUGAUGAUGAUGGUGGUAGUGGUGGCAGUGUGGUGGUGAAAGGCGGUGGCGGCGGUUGCGGCAAGGCGGUGUCAGUGGUGAAAGGUGGUGGUGGAAAGCGGUGGGCAAUGGUGAAAGUCAGUGGCGGCGGCUGCAGUGGAAAGCAGUGGUAG
Messenger RNA from Cornus florida, 468 nucleotides. RefSeq lists its product as uncharacterized. Lineage: Eukaryota; Viridiplantae; Streptophyta; Magnoliopsida; Cornales; Cornaceae. Bases 1 to 468 code for a protein of 155 amino acids. The transcript has 3 exons. The record is from RefSeq and is a predicted model, not a curated record.